AUGCAGACCGCCAUCUGUCUCAGGGAGACCUCCUCAGGAGACCCACCCAGGCUGUGCACUUCACUACCAUUUAGCUCAAUGUGGCUGGGCAUAGCCUCCUUCGGGGUCCCCGAGAAGCUGGGCUGCGCCAACCUGCCGCUCAGCAGCCGCCAGAAGGAGCUGUGCCGGAGGAAGCCCUACCUGCUGCCCAGCAUCCGCGAGGGCGCGCGCCUGGGCGUGCAGGAGUGCCGCCGCCAGUUCCGCCGCGAGCGCUGGGACUGCCGCGCCCCCGCCGCCGGCGCCCCCUUCGGCUACGAGCUGAGCAGCGGCACCAAGGAAACGGCGUUCAUCUACGCGGUGAUGGCUGCGGGCCUGGUGCACGCGGUGACCCGGUCCUGCAGCGCAGGCAACAUGACCGAGUGCUCCUGCGACACCACCUUGCAGGGCGGGGGCUCGGCCAGCGAAGGCUGGCACUGGGGGGGCUGCUCCGACGACGUCCAGUACGGCAUGUGGUUCAGCAGGAAGUUCCUGGACGUCCCCCUCCGAAACGCCACGGGCAAGGAGAGCAGAGUGCUGUCAGCGAUGAACCUGCACAACAAUGAGGCUGGAAGGCAGGCUGUGGCCAAGCUGAUGUCGGUGGACUGCCGCUGCCACGGCGUGUCCGGCUCCUGCGCCGUGAAGACCUGCUGGAAAACCAUGUCCUCCUUUGAGAAGAUCGGCCACUUCCUGAAGGACAAAUACGAGCACAGCGUUCAGGUCUCGGACAAAGUAAAGAGGAAGAUGCGCAGGCGAGACAAGGACCAGCGGAAAGUGCCGAUCCGCAAGGAGGAUCUGCUCUACGUCCACAAGUCCCCCAACUACUGCGUGGAGGACAAGAAACUGGGGAUCCCGGGGACGCAGGGCCGAGAGUGCAACCGCACGUCGGAGGGCGCGGGCGGCUGCAACCUCCUCUGCUGUGGCCGCGGCUACAACACCCACGUGGUCAGGCACGUGGAGAGGUGCGAGUGCAAGUUCAUCUGGUGCUGCUACGUCCGCUGCAGGAGGUGCGAGAGCAUGACCGACGUCCACACCUGCAAGUAG
Pipistrellus nathusii (Nathusius's pipistrelle) is the source of this 1059-nucleotide messenger RNA. The record is from the annotation of a GenBank genome assembly. Lineage: Eukaryota; Metazoa; Chordata; Mammalia; Chiroptera; Vespertilionidae.